CUUUAUCUUUUCGCCAUUGCUCGGGCGGCGUCCAUUUUGUACGCCAUAUUGAAUUUGGUCGGACAUCUUUGACGCCAUGUUUAGUCGGACAUAUUUUAUAAACAUUUUCGCGUAAAUUUCAAAUAUUUUUGAGCCUAAAUAUCGAACUUUUUUUCACUGAAGUCUGGGGGAUAGAUAGGGGCGAAGAUUACUCGGAAAAAUUCUGUACCUACGCAGCAGUCCAAAUUUGUCUCCAAGUGGCCGUGCAGCUUUUGUUAUAAGAUAAAUAAAGGGAGCGGUUCACCAUGAUGAACCAGGAGAUCAUGUGUGAAGUGGAGAUCGGCACGCACGGCGGCAUAGAGAUAGAUGGGGACGAUCAGGUCGGCGUCAAGUAUGAAGAAAUAGAAGCCGGCCAAUACGAGGAGUACAUAACUGACGAUCAGUACGAGGAGGUUGAGGAACAGGUGAUUGGCAUGCAUCACCUGGAGGAAGGUCAGUUCAGUACUCACAGCCCAUUGCACCUAUCACCAUCAUCAUCACACCCCAUGUCAGCGCUGCUGACAGAUUACAAACUUGCAGUCGGCAGCGAGGAGGUGAUCCUGCCAGGGAUGUCCGGAGAGGAAGUCCUUACUGCCAACGACUCUUAUGAUCCGGUGUAUGCUACUCCGCCUUCUACUAGCAAUAAUAACAGAGGUCGCGGCAGGCCCGCGGUUAAAGCCAACAAUACCACGAACAACGUUCAUCAUCUUAUGCCUAUUGGCGAAGUCCCCAUGGGGCUCAUGGAGGGCGUCGGCGGAGGCCGGGGCACGGCGCGGCGCUGGGAACAGAAGCAAGUGCAGAUCAAGACCAUGGAGGGGGAGUUCAGCGUCACCAUGUGGGCCACCGGAGAGGAUGAUGAUGACGGUUCCAACCCCGAGCCGGACCCCGACUACACGGAGUACAUGACCGGCAAAAAGACCAUACUGGGCAACGAGACCAUGCCAGGUUUAGACUUAUCAGACCCCAAGCAGUUGGCGGAAUUUGCACGACCCGGGCACAAGAUCAGGCUAAAGAAACCCUCUCCCGAAUCAUCGGAUAGAACUAUAGCAUGUCCACACAAAGGGUGCACUAAGAUGUUCAGAGACAACUCUGCCAUGAGGAAGCAUCUGCACACGCACGGGCCGCGAGUACACGUGUGCGCGGAGUGUGGUAAAGCGUUUGUAGAAAGUUCGAAAUUAAAAAGGCACCAACUUGUUCACACCGGGGAGAAACCCUUCCAGUGCACCUUCGAGGGCUGCGGGAAAAGGUUUUCACUCGAUUUUAAUUUAAGAACCCACGUUCGGAUCCACACGGGCGACCGCCCCUACGUGUGUCCGUUCGACGGCUGCAACAAGAAGUUCGCGCAGAGCACCAACCUCAAGUCGCACAUACUCACACACGCCAAGGCCAAAUCAAGAAACUCGUUAUCCCGCAACGGCGGCGGUUCUUACGAGUCGGCCCGGACGACGCCUCAGUUCGUGCAACUAGAGAUGUCUCCGGACGACUCCAACCACCAGCUCAUCUUCUACACGCACGAGUGAACAUAGUGUAACGGUGUCAUGAGUGAACUUAAAUAGUGGACAACCGUCAAACAAGGAACAAAGUGAGACGCUAGUGAAGCGAAUGAGAACUCAAUGUGAGUCCAAUUGAAGUGAUAGUGAAUAGGUUGAAGAUAGUGAAGGAUUAGUGUAAUGUUGAGGGGAUAAGGAUAGUGAAAAUUAGCAGAACUGCAAUUUAACGGUGUUUGUAAAGUUAUCAUGGAACAGUUGAAAAAUAUGAAAUUACUAAUAGCCGCGGGUCCACACAGAGCGAGCAUACGCGCGAGGCAAUCUCCUUGCGUACAAAACGGCCAGUGUAGACGUGCCUCGACCGAGGCGCGCUUGUUGUAUCGACAUUUUUACUAUUUUUAGACGUGCCUCGCGCGCGCCGCCUCGGCCGAGGCACGUCUACACUGGCCGUUUUGUGCGCGAGGAAAUUGCCUCGCGCGUAUGCUCGCUCUGUGUGGACUUUUGUUUUUGCACAAUUUUUACAUGUCAUUUUAGUAUCUGAUAUUAGGUGCGUUGGGGUUACUUCGACAAAGGGACAUUUUGAAAAUCGGAAUCUAGACUAGAAUACAUACUUUAGCCACACUAAAGCUACUACAAUACUUAUCAAGUAAUUUUGCCUAUUGUUGCUACAGUAGAAAAAGCUUCCAGUAAUAGAUAUUAGGCGCCAUUCAUUUAUUACGUAAGACGAAUUUUGCCGGUUUUUGAUCCCCUCCCUCCCCUAUGUAAGAAAAAAUAAAAGGCUGACCCCCUCCCUCCAUAUUAGUUAUAUUAAUUAAGAAUCUAAUGGAAGAGGAAGAAAAAAUUAAUAUGUUUGGUUCUUUUUAGUGUACAUAAAAAAAAUUUAAUUAAAACAUUUAUUUGUACAGUUGAAGGCAAAAAUAUCGAAUUAUUGUCUAAGGUGUAAGAGCGUACACAUAUUUUUGAAACUUUGGGAAUGUAUAUAUAUUUAUGCCCUUGACUGUACCUACAAAGGUACUGGAGCCCGUUUAAGCUAAAGAUCUUAAGUAAGAACUAUGUAAUCCCCCUCCCUCCCCGUUGUAAGAAAAAAUAAGAUAUGUUCACCCUCCUUCUCCCCUAAAUCGUCUUUCGUAAUAAAUUAAUGGCGCCUUAGUGAUUACAAAAUUAUCUCACUUUCAAAGUUACCCCAUAGAACCUAAAAAAAAAAAAUGGUUCAGCUACCAAGUGUUACUGGACCAUGUUAACUUUACAAGCCCUGUCAAACUGUGUGACAUUAUCAAGUAAAAUGUUCACCUUUGUCAGUUGUUAAUAAUAAUUCCUUUGCCAACGUACAAAAUGGUACCGUUUGAUCGAAAAUGUCAGUUAGAAAAUUAUGACAAAUUUUUGAGACCAAGUCCCCAGGAAAGAUAAUAUGAAAAUUGCAAAACUUUGCAAGUGUGAUAAAAGAAAAACUAAAUAGUAUAUAGACUAUGGAAUGAAGGGAGUUUUUACACUACAAUUAAUUAGUUUUAUAAAGUCAAUAAACAUUGGAUUUAAACAGUUUAAACCAAAGUUUUAAAUAGAUUAAAAAAUUAUUUCUGUGUGCAUAAAAUUCUGAUGUUUCAAUAACCUUUAAGGUGCUGGGAUGACUUCUAGAAACGAGGUUGUUUUGAAAACCGGUAUACACUGAAAUAUACUGUAGAAACACUGUACUUUAGUAUCAAGUACUAAGGCAUAGGGCCAAUUUAGUAUAGUGCUAUUGAAUAAGUAGAAAUUUGGGCCAUUUAUACACUUAAUUAAUUUUUGACAAGUUUAUGUUUGCGAACAAUGCUACGAGCCCUGAGUUCAAGUCUCACCCGAGGCAGUAAUUUUUCCACUUUUAAAUUCAUUUAUUCACUUUUUUAAUAUGAACAUUUUUAUAUUAUUUGUACUCAGAAUAGCGAGCUAUUUAUCCUAAUAGCAUAAAAGGUAGUGUUUUAUUCCGUUACUAUUUUUUAUAGAAUCUGUAUGGCGGUAACGGAAUCGAAAGAUCAAAAAAUGUAUGGAAAUUUUAUUACACUGCUCCUAUUGGGAUCGAAAUAGCUCAUGAGCUAUUUCCCACAUUUCCCAAAUUUUAACUAAAUGGCCCCUUUAAGAAAAACUACCCAGUAUCUGAACUUACCCCAAUGCACCUUGGCGUGAUCUCAUAUCAUUUUGCUGUUGAUCAUCAUUUACUCUGAUCUGUUUGUCCUUAAUCUUUAAUCAGUUAUAUUUGAAUCACCGUAGAGGCCGUCUAAGUCAACUUUGCACCAACUUGAACAGAACAAGGUGAGGCCGUGUCAUAAAAGUCUUAUUUUCAUAUAAAUUUGGACUAUAAUGGUGACAUGGCCACACUUUGUCAUUGCAAAUGCCAUGGUUAGCUUGGUCUUACUCUAUUUUAUUAUUGGUGCUAUAUUUGAUUAGACUAUAUGAUGAUUUCAUUAAAAUAUUAAUGUGAUCAGAUACAUAUUUCUCUUACAAAAACCUAUCUUUAUCAAACAUAGAGAAAGAUUAUUCUUGUAUUUUAUAACUAUAUCGAGGUCCUGAUUAUUUACGAAUAAAAAUAGAAAUAAAUUUGUCUCUAAUCAACUACUUACUCUUAUAGGAUUAUUCCCACUAGUUACAACCAAGUUAUAAACUUAAAUAGAUAACAUACACUAAGGAAAAAGUGACCAAGUCCAAGUGGCCGAGGCGGGAAUCGAACCCGCAUCUUCAGCUUACGCGGCUAACUAGUAGUGUGACUACUUAAAAAACGCAAAUCAAAAAAUAUUUUGUAAAAUAAUUCGAUUAGUUCCCUAGUUGGGUACAACCAAUAGGGAAUAUUACGCGAAACUCUGCGCAGGGGGCGCCACUACCACAAUCUGAGGGAAAACAAGAAAAUCGAAAUUUCGUUAUCUAACAUCUCUGUCACUCUUGCAUAUUCGAGCGUUAAAGAGGCAGAUAGCGAAAUUUCGAAUUCGCGUUUCCCGGUAGGUUCUUGAAAACAAACCGCCUUGAUGCAUCAAUGUCAUAUUUUAUUAUCUCUGAAAACUUGACAAAAAACUGUUAAUGGCACAGUAUGUAUAAGUUACUCUAUGGUUUACUAAACGGGCUAGUGCUGCACUCUGGUGGCAGAACAUUGCAGUAAUACCCCCUAUUUGUUACUAGUGGCAAAGAUACGGCUAUGUUCCGAAUUACGCUCACACAGUCAACGAUAUAUAUAAUAUACAAAUACAUAGAAAACAUCCAAGACACAGGAACAAAUCUGUGUUCAUCACACUAAUAAAUGCCCUUACAGGGAUUCGAACCCAGGACCAUCGGCUUCACAGGCAGGGUCACUACCCACUAGGCCAGACCGGUCGCCAAUUCGGAGCGUAAUUCGGAACAUAGCCAUACUACGAUUAACGAACAAAAUUCAAAUUCAGCUGACAUGAAAAUGCACACACACACAGUCACACACGCGCUCAUGACCAGUCCGAAACAAAACACCACUCACGCGGCCUUAAGCGCGCUAACUGAUUUGGACCGGCAGCCAGCACUGUUGCAGCAGCGUUGUGAGCGUGAUUCGGAACACAGAGAUUGAUUAACUAUGGAUGGUAUAGAAAGGAUGCCAAUCUCUUAUGGCAGAAUUGUUGCAAAAGUGACCGCUUUCAGCUUUAAAUAAUAGUUCCUAAUCUCUCCGGUGGCGCUAGUUAGGCUCUGGGACAUGAGUAUAACAUGAACCAUAUAAGGCAACAAAUAACCCGACCAAAUUACGUAGGUUGUUUUUGGUAGUAUUUCGGUGUAUGGUGGCGCCGCCUAAUUACUGUUUUUUGAUGGACACUUUUCAUACAUUGAGAUUUGGCUCCUUUAUAUAGUCUCCAUGUGAUUAACCUUUUCGACGCCGUGUCAAACACAAAAGCUGUCAUCCAGACGCCACGUCACCGAAGUGUCAAAACUGAAAUUGAACUUUAUGCACAUGCAUGGAGGCAUAGACAUAGUAAAUACAAGUAGUUAUAGCGCGACCGACCGGGCGACCGGGGGCAUGGAGACUGGUCGGGUUAUUUGUUGCCUUAUAUGGUUCAUGUUAUACUCAUGUCCCAGAGCCUAACUAGCGCCACCGGAGAGAUUAGGAACUAUUAUUUAAAGCUGAAAGCGGUCACUUUUGCAACAAUUCUGCCAUAAGAGAUUGGCAUCCUUUCUAUACCAUCCAUUACCGGGGGUAAGAGAAAGAAUAUUCAUAUAAAAUUUGGGCGGCAUAGGAUUUUUUCUCUUUCACUCUUAUAAAUUUCGGUAUUUCGCCAUCUCCUCCUACCUAUGAUGCCACCCGGUCGGUGAUAAGGACAAAGCAUGGCACUAUCAAAGAGUGUCAGGCCAUGGUCAGGCCCUUGCAUGUAGGUCUAUGUUGCUCUGUGGUUUAUGACCGAUUAAUCGGUCUUUGGCGUUGGACCUACGGUGCGUAUAUAUCGGUCAUUGGCGUCCAAAAGGUUAAGCUGUGUAAAUUGUAAGACAAUUACGUGCUUCGAAUUUGACAGGUAAACGAGAUGGCGCUGUACAGCUCCAUACAUUUUGCGCAUGGAGACUGUAUAAAGGAGCCAAAUCUCUAUGUAUGAAAAGUGUCCAUCAAAAAACAGUAAUUAGGCGGCGCCACCAUACACCGAAAUACUACCAAAAACAACCUACGUAAUUUGGUCGGGUUAUUUGUUGCCUUAUAUGGUUCAUGUUAUACUCAUGUCCCAGAGCCUAACUAGCGCCACCGGAGAGAUUAGGAACUAUUAUUUAAAGCUUAACGCGGUCACUUUUACAACAAUUCUGCCAUAAGAGAUUGCGAUCCUUUCUAUACCAUCCAUAAUUUUGCGAUAACUCCGAUUGUCAAAAGUUGACGUUUGACAAUUCAGUGGCCGCGAAACAUAUGACGCACUACAGCGCAUCUCGUUUUGGAUGCCAAACUAAGGGGCACGUUUUUUUCUUACAAUCAAUUAUCAUUGCUAGUGGUAACAACUGAGAUUUUGUUCCGAUCUGUAAUAACUGAGAAAAACAAUUCCCAGUAAUUACCACCAACUUUGGUGGUUACACCAAAAUGUUUUAAUGUUCAAUAAUGACAAGAAUACCACUGGUAACAAGUGGGAAUAACCCAUCUUAUAUAAUUUGUAAUUAAAUUAAACUUUCAUUAACCUUUUUAUCUUCUCUUUCAAUCGAAUUAAAGGACCUCGAGAUUUUCAUAAUAAUGUUAUAAUUUUCGUCUUAAUUUUCUAUUUUAAAUGGGACUUUAUGUAAAAAUAUGUCUUGGAAUAUUAAAAAUACAGGAGAAUCUUUUUUUUCUCAUUCGUUUUUUACAGCAAUUUAUAUCUAGAGAUAAGAUAAUUUCAAGACAUAUAUUUGCACAAAUCUAUUCCUUUAGUAUUUAAAUAAUAAUAAAAUGUCUGAAUUACGCUUGUUAAUAAACAGGUUGGCUAUUUACUUUAUACUCCAAAUUAUAACAUUUUAAACCAAAGAAAAUAAGCAUGUUUUGUAUAAAAACCCUAUACACACAUACUAAUUUUCAUUGAUUGUAAUUAUUUCAUAUUAUAGCCACAUGUUUUAUUUACUUUAAGAAUAUAUGCAUGUACAAAUGUCGUAUGUUCAAUUGUGCAUUCAAGUGAAGCAAUUUUAAAAAUUAUAGAAAAACGAAAAAUAGGCCAUUUCUGCAUUCGUAUUUUGCGCAGGAAAACCUUAGCUUCGCUAAGGCUUCUAUUUCAAGCCCUGUUCUCAUAGAAACAAAGUGCAUAGCCACCUGAAACUUGUAUAUUUUGUACUAUAGAUAUGCCAAAUAUAAGGGAGUGUCCGUAAUAUAUAAUUAACCAAUUCUUUUUAUUUGGAGAAUGCAUGCUAAUAUUUCGAAAAAGUGAGAAAAAAAUGGCUCGACCGCACUGUCCAAGGCCUUAGAUCACGCGGCCGCGGUAGGCCUAAGAAGCGCCGUGACGUCGUAAUAGCGGACAUGGACGAGAACAAUCUUACACCUGAGAAUGCCGAAGAUCGGGCAAAGUGAAGAGGGUUAUUCCCACUAGUUACCACCAAGUUGUUACCAGUGGUAACUACUGGAUUUUUUUCCCUACCUUUUACCACUGGUAACUACAGCGGGCUUAGCACGGUAGCAUUUUUAUCGCCUGUCACCAUGCCUGUCACGUUCUAACAAGUAUGUAAGUGCGAAAGUGACAGGCAUAGUGACAGGUGAUAAAAAUGCAACUAUGCUGACACCGCUGGGAAAAAAAAUCGUAGUUACCACCAACUCUUUUGUCAAUAGUGGGUUUACAAAGAGGUCUUAAAACUAUUUACAAUAUGUAAGUACAUAGGAUCUCCACAUUGUAAUUACAUUGGACAUUUUUUCCCAGUAGUUACCAGCGGUAAAAAGUGGGAAAAGAAAUUCCCAGUAGUUACCACUGGUAACAACUUGGUGGUAACUAGUGGGAAUAGCCCAGUGGAGAAGAUUGAGUAGGAAAGCGGACCCUGGCGCUAGGCCGGGAAAACGCUAGGUUGAAGAAGAAGAAUAAAAUUAUACUCUUCGUCGGUACAGUCACGUUUGAAAAUAUGAAUAAGAACAAAAUGCCAAGAAUAUGUAUACACGACCUUACUGCCCAUAAAUUAAAGUAGUGUAUACAUAUUUUUGGCACUUCGUCCGUAUCGAUAUUUUCAGACGUGGUCACGUCUACCUACGGUAUCAUGAGCACUAUACGCUUACUUAUUCUCUAGCCUAUCCGUAUUGUUACUUACAAUAUGGCGAAAAAACAAAGCCCAAUAAAAAAAAAACGAUUGAAUUUUUUUUUGAGGGUUAUUCUCAACUGUUACCACCAAGUUGUUACCAUUGGUUAUAGCUACAUUUUUUUCUCGCUUUUUACCACUGGAAACGACGGAGACAAAAAUCCUAGUCUUUUAGCGCAGGGUAAUAAUUGGUUAACAUUCUAUCCUUUGUUUAUUGCAUAGAUAACUUACAAAUAUCAGUAUGCAUUCUCUAUGUGCACUU
Cydia strobilella is the source of this 8457-nucleotide messenger RNA. RefSeq names its product transcriptional repressor protein YY1-like (gene PHO). Gene Ontology annotation, cellular component: chromatin; PcG protein complex; transcription regulator complex. Gene Ontology annotation, molecular function: DNA-binding transcription factor activity, RNA polymerase II-specific; RNA polymerase II cis-regulatory region sequence-specific DNA binding. Gene Ontology annotation, biological process: regulation of transcription by RNA polymerase II. The coding region runs from base 285 to 1538 and encodes 417 amino acids. The transcript is spliced from 12 exons. Lineage: Eukaryota; Metazoa; Arthropoda; Insecta; Lepidoptera; Tortricidae. The record is from RefSeq and is a predicted model, not a curated record.